Messenger RNA from Brettanomyces nanus, 1446 nucleotides. RefSeq lists its product as uncharacterized. Gene Ontology annotation, cellular component: cytosol. The transcript has a single exon. Gene Ontology annotation, molecular function: zinc ion binding; guanine deaminase activity. Bases 1 to 1446 code for a protein of 481 amino acids. Gene Ontology annotation, biological process: guanine catabolic process. NCBI's taxonomy places the organism in Eukaryota, Fungi, Ascomycota, Pichiomycetes, Pichiales, Pichiaceae. The record is from RefSeq and is a predicted model, not a curated record.
AUGACUGCUGAGAAAGACUAUUUUGAUGGGAUCCAUGCCAGAUGUCUAGACCCUGCACCUUUCGCUGUGUACUAUGGAACCUUUGCGCAUACUCCGGAGUUGGGGGUACUUGAGGUGCACGCUAAGACUGCGGUUGGAGUAGACCCGGAAGGAACGAUUCAGUUUAUUGAAACCGAGACUACUGAAGAUCCCUUGGAUAUCGGCGCUAGAAAGUUUCAGAUACCGAAGGAUCGGGUUAAAGUCGUGAACAUAUCGGGUUCAGAAGAUCGUUUUUUCUUUCCUGGAUUCAUCGAUACCCAUAUCCACGCUCCACAGUACCCUAAUAAUGGUAUAUUUGGUGAGACAACUCUACUUGAUUGGCUAAAUAUAUACACCUUUCCCUUGGAAUCGUCUUUUAAGGAUUUGGCUUUUGCUAAGGAAGUGUAUCAUAUAGUGAUUGAAAAGACUCUCGAGUAUGGUACUACUACUGCUGCAUACUAUGCCACGAUACAUAGCGCAGCUACAAAGUUACUUGCUGAUAUGGCUCUUCGAAUGGGUCAGAGGGCUCUUGUGGGGAAAACGUGCAUGAAUGCCAACUCUCCCAGCUUCUAUACCGAAUCUGUCGAACAGAGCAAAGCGAGCACGUUGGAAGUGAUUCAUUAUAUUCAGAAACGUGAUCCCACUGGCGAAUUGAUUCAGCCAAUAAUCACCCCGAGAUUUGCCGCUUCAUGCACUGACAGUUUACUUGGAUGGCUUGGCCAACUCCGUGAGUCCACCAACUACCACUGUCAGACACAUUUGUCUGAAAACAAGAGUGAAAUUGAGUGGAUGCGUGAGCUCUUCCCUCAGUACAAAAGCUACACGGAUAUAUACUACCAGAACAAACUUCUUGGGCGUAGAACUGUACUAGCCCACUGCAUUCACCUCAGUGAUGACGAGAAGGAUAUACUAGUGAAGACUCAUACUGGCGUGUCGCAUUGUCCUACAUCCAACUCUUCAAUCACUUCUGGGGAAGCCCGGGUCCGGUGGCUGUUGAAUAGCGGCUUGCAUGUGAGUCUAGGAACUGACUGCUCAGGCGGAUUUACUCCCUCGAUAUUGGAGGUGGCUAGGCAUGCAUUACUUGUUUCUCAUCAUCUUGUGAUGCGCACGCACAAUGACAAGGAAAAGCUCAGUGUGAAAGAUGUCUUGUAUCUAGCUACUAUGGGUGGUGCUGAAGUACUAGAAAUGCAGAAUAUGAUAGGUUCUUUCGAAGUUGGUAAGAAGUUUGAUGCUCAAUUGAUUGGCUUGUGUGCCAGAGAUUCCAGUAUAGACAUAUUUGACUUUCAAAGGCCAAAAUGGGGAGCUAUAAAACCGGAAGAAUCUCAAAAGCGAUUCGAGAACUUAGUCUGCAAAUGGUUGUUUAAUGGUGACAAUCGGAACAUUAUUCGCGUGUACGUCAACGGAAGACCUAUUGUCUAUAAGGAGUAA